Molecule: messenger RNA, 1540 nt
Organism: Malus domestica (apple)
Lineage: Eukaryota; Viridiplantae; Streptophyta; Magnoliopsida; Rosales; Rosaceae
Source: RefSeq, a predicted model, not a curated record
CUGUUCUUCACCCGCCUAAUUCACUUUAGCAAUGGCGGACCUAGCAGCCCUUGCUCCUCCUUCUUCUUCUCCUUAUUCUCCCCAAAACCCAAGCCAAAACCCUUUACCGUCACCAUUAACAUCAUCGGCGGCGAGGCAAUGGAGACCCGCCUCGCAGAGAAACCUGAGAAACCAGUGGUCCAAGCUAGCUUCUCACAUUCAGCAAUGGGCCUCUUCUUCCUCCGCCGCAAGGUCACACGCCACGAGUCUCGUAAACGCCUUUCUCUCUCUAAAAUGACAGAUACAUGCCUUCAAUGGAGUUGGGCGUUCUAACCGAUAUGCCCGAUUUGCGAAAGAAAGCUUGCCAGAAAUUGUCCCAGCUGCAGGAGCUCCAUCGGAGAAAACUUUUAGCAUCAUACAAGGACAUGGUGUUAGUUGUAACCGAGAUGGUCAGAACUAGUAGAUCCAUGAGAUGCUUCCUCAAAGGGACAAGCAAUAGUCCACUUGAACAUUAUAUUGGCUAUUCUGAAGAUAAAAUUGAUCCUGGAGAUGGUGGCGGCAUUCCGGUCUUUACAUUUUGGUCAAUCUCGUGCUUUGAAAAAGUUGCAGAGGAGCUUGUCCUGAUGCUUAUAUCGGAACUGAAUCUGAAGCGUUUGCUUGUGGUGGAGUUACUAUCUGUUAGUUGCAAAGUUCCAGCGGUAAACACUAUGCAUUGGUCGGAUGAGUAUCUGCAACUUAUAUUCUGGGGAAACUUGUAGGCCAGUUUAUCCUAGAUUGGAUGAUCAGCAACCUGAUAUGCCAGCUACACAAUGUAACCAGCAGCCAGAUUAUGAUGUUUUGCAGGUUUAUCUAGCGACAUGGCUUGCAGAGGUGAAUGUAGAUGCUCACAGGGUGGAUGAAAUAUAUGCGGAAGUCGGGAAGGAAAUGCAUGUCAAGCUCUCAUGAGCUUGCUGAUAUGGGUGAAGAUUUGAUGCUCAUCCAAAGCAUCCGCCAUUACUUGCAAUCAAAGAAAUAUUCUUGAGGAAUACUGAGAAGCUCAGUUGUGCGAGUCUCGGUGCCCAAGAAAGAACCGCCAAAGGGCAGAACGGGCUUUAGGAUGGAAGUCAGUGCAGAUCGAAUGCAAUACCACCAAUCCUUGGCGUAAUAGUUUAUCGAUCCAAUGGCCGAAACUGAUAGCAGUGAGAUUUUGCAACUUCGCUGGUCUUUGUUUGAUUUUAACAGACCCUGUGCUUCGAGUUUUAUUCCGUUUUUCGCUAGGAAUUGUCUGAGAACCGGUGCUUGGAUUGCCGCACUGCAUUUUUCAGUCGAAUGUUGCUUCUUUUUUCAGGCUAAUGGCCGUUACAGGUGAAGGAAUUUGUUGAACAUAACAAUUCGUAGUGAAAGAACUACUUCGUCAUUGGUCAUGGUUUGGAGCUCCGACAACCGACGGUAACGAAGAAUUCCUGUAACAUGCUCCAAGCAAUGCGCAUCUUUUUCUUUAUCCUCCAUGCAGUGCCCAAGUCGAAGCAACAUAUAUUUGGUGAAGUUUUAUGUCGGAAUACAUCAAAACACGAUAUUACGA